AGAUGAGAGGCCGGGAAAGGUGGGUCCCACACAAGGCAGCCGGUGUGAUGAGGAAACCGGAUGCCUGAAUGGAGGAGGAGGAGGAGGAGGAGGAGGAGGAGCAGGAGUUUAAAAAGUCUGGGUGUGGGUGGACUCUCUUUUCUCAGACUCACACACAAACACAAACCACCAGAGGCUAGAGAGACAAACUCUUAUGUAUUCUUUUACCUAUAAAUAAAUAUAUAAGUAAAUAAAUUUCCAGAAGGAUACAGACACAUACAAUCAUACAAAUACAAUUGAUUCUGUUGGUUUAGUUUUAUUUAUCUUCCAUAGAUUCAGAACUCAGAAAUCAAAUCAGAAGCGUCGUCUUCGUCUACAACUCUGCAACUGUAACUGCCACUGCGCAACCUCUCUCGGUUGGAAUAUCAAUUCAAUUGAAACGCCGCCUCGCUCUGUUGCCCUCCUUCUCCUCCUCCUUUAUUGCUUUCACUUACAACACCGGAGGAGGUUUCAAGUUUGGAGCUUUUAGCCGGUGAUAAUUUGUUUGCGCGAUUGUCAGACACAAUUAUAUCUGACUUCUUAUUUCCCUUGGUGGAUGACGAGAAAAUUUGGGCAGCUUUCAAGUUUACGCUUUUAGGAGGAUAUGAUGGAUAGAAUGCAUAGAUUACUUUUUCAGGUCCUGACAGAGCCCCAAAGGGGCGGAGAGUCGCUCCUCGGGACCAUUAAAAUUGCUGUUUUGCCAAUAGCAAAGGUUUUUACCAUGUGUUUUCUGGGCUUUCUCAUGGCCUCCAAGUAUGUAAACAUUCUGCCUGCUAACGGAAGAAAGCUCUUGAAUGGGCUGGUCUUCUCACUUCUGCUCCCCUGUUUGAUAUUUUCACAACUGGGACAAGCGAUAACUUUUCAGAAAAUGGUUGCAUGGUGGUUCAUUCCUUUCAAUGUCGUUCUUGCCACCAUAUCAGGCUCCAUUAUAGGUCUUAUUGUUGCAUCCAUCGUCCGUCCUCCUUAUCCAUAUUUCAAGUUUACAAUAAUACAAAUUGGAAUAGGGAAUAUUGGAAAUGUGCCACUUGUCUUAAUUGCUGCAUUAUGUCGUGACAAAUCAAACCCUUUUGGCGACUUUAAUAAAUGCUCACAAGAUGGAAAUGCGUACAUCUCAUUCGGCCAAUGGGUUGGUGCAAUUGUCCUGUAUACCUAUGUUUUUCACAUGCUUGCCCCUCCUCCUGGUGGAACGUUUGAUGUUGAAGAUGGAAAUCUGCCCGUUAAAAAUCCUAUGAGAAAUAGCUUUAAUGCCCUUGCGAAAGAUAAUUCUCCUGAGCAACUUCCCCUGCUUGCGGAGGAGGCUAUACCUGCUCAUUCGAGUGUUACAAAGAAAGAAAAGGUCCAAGCUUUUCUGAAAUAUAUCUAUGAAAAAUUGAAGCUCAAGCAAAUCCUGCAACCUCCAAUCAUCGCCUCAAUCCUUGCAAUGUUAAUAGGAUGUGUUCCUUUUCUGAAGAAAUUAGUUUUUACUUCAGAUGCUCCUCUCUACUUUUUUACAGACAGCUGCANCAUUAACAGAGAAGCAAUGAUCCCAUGCAUAUUGUUGGCAUUAGGAGGCAACCUUGUGGACGGACCGGGGAGUUCAAAACUUGGUGCACGGACAACUGCAGCUAUUAUUUUCGGGCGACUGCUCUUGGUUCCUCCAACUGGAUUAGGCAUUGUCAUGCUGGCUGAUAAGCUGGGGUUCCUGCCACCAGAUGAUAAAAUGUUCAGAUUUGUGCUCCUACUCCAGCACACAAUGCCUACUUCUGUGCUUUCAGGUGCUGUUGCCAGUCUCCGAGGAUGUGGAAGGGAGGCUGCAGCUGUCUUAUUCUGGGUUCAUAUUUUUGCUGUUUUCUCAAUGGCUGGAUGGAUCAUUCUUUAUCUCAACAUACUGUUUUAAAAGAAGAGCUAGCUUCUUUUGUUUAUCAAGGCUGGUCUUCCUCUAUGUAUAUGAUAAGAGGCAAACCGAACAAGGCAAGCUGGUUCUGGCUCAUUCAAGUUUGGAACUGCUAAUAUUGAGGAUAGAUUAAGGCAGACAUCACAGAGCGUAUACGCACCUGUAAUAUGUGAAAUAUUUCAUUGUUACGUUUUAAAAUCAUGAAAAUUUCCAACUCUCUUA
Sesamum indicum (sesame) is the source of this 2113-nucleotide messenger RNA. NCBI's taxonomy places the organism in Eukaryota, Viridiplantae, Streptophyta, Magnoliopsida, Lamiales, Pedaliaceae. The record is from RefSeq and is a predicted model, not a curated record.